GAAGUUGUGAUUUCUGAAAAUAAUGUUAUGGAUGACAGAGAGGAUCGAAGCUGGCGAGAAGGGCCAAAAUAUUCAUUUAAAAUCAUUGUUUUGGGUUCGAAAGGCGUAGGGAAAUCAAGCCUUCUGAAGCGGUUCCAAUUCGACGAAUUUGAAGAUGUUCCGUCGCAUACGAUUGGGGUUGGUUUCUCCACACACAAUAUAACAAUUGGCUGCGAUUCUGUACAGGUGAGAUGCUUGAAUAUUUGAAUGAUUCGAACUAAUUUGACAGCUUGCAUGUCUUAGAAUUCAGUGUUUACAUGUAGCAAUUGUCAAACAUACAUGUUUUAUUUUCUUUCAAUGUAAAAGCUGACUCUAUGGGACACGGCUGGGGAGGAAAGAUUCAAGUCGCUGACGAGUCAGUAUUAUAGAAAUGCUGAUGCUGCAAUUGUUGUUUUUGAUUUGACAUCAAAGAAAUCUUUUGAAGAAGUGAGGGAUCAUUGGAUUCAUGCUUUCAGGAGAGUUGUUGGGUGAGAAAAUAAACGAUGCUAAAUUUAUUGUGUGAAAACCAAACUAAACUUACAUGGGGCUAUUCGAUUUAAUAUCCACACCCCCCUGUUGACCAGGUUACUGAUUUUAGACCCCUUCGGAAACGGUUUUCCAGAAGACCCCCUCGGAAAUGCGCUAUUUUUUGUAAAAACCCUUCGGAAAUUUAUGAUUUCCCUCAAACCCCUCGGAAAUACCUGUUGACGUGGUUCCAUUAUGAUACAGAUAGACCCAUCGGAAAUUUUCGAGAAUUUAUUAACCCCCCCCCCUCAGAAAUUUUCGUCAACAGGUGGUACCUUUGUCCUCCCCCACUUGGAAAUUAAAAAAAAUUUUGUCCCCUUCAGAAAUUGUACUUUUACAAACCCCCUCGGAAAUUUCAACGGAAGUGUCCCCCAGAAAGUUCAGGACCAGACCCCCAGGUGAAAAACAGAGGUACCUAGUUUGCAAUGGCAACACCAUGGGGGCGGCCAUGCUGCCCCCGCAAUGUGUUUCAGAGUGUAGUUUUAAAUUGAUUCAUCUCCAUGCAAGUGCCUCUACAAUGCAGGAAUUGCCAUUUCUGAGACCUGAAGUUCAAAUUUCAUACUGGCAAGCUCUAUCAGUUCUAAACUGUUUUCUAUAUACAGUAGAGGUUUAUUAACCCAUUGGGCCACAAUGCGCUGCAGUGUGACCUACUUAUUUUUUUACUUGUCUAACGCUGGACGAUUUUACUCAUCAAUGGGGAAGCUCUGCAACUUAAUGGGUUGAGCAUUGUAAACCUAAACUACACUAAUGUAAUCUCUAACAGUUCUUAACUGUUCUCCUUGGUACAAUUUAGAAGCACAGCAUAUGUUGCACUAGUUGGAAAUAAAAGUGACCUUUUGGAAGAAAGACGGGUUGAUAAAAACAUGUUUGAGGUAUUUGCAAUUUUUCACAUUUAAUGAUUUUCAGCCAUUCAGACACUUAAGGUGGCACUGCUCCUGGUUUAGAUUGUGGGCUUUUAUUUUUUCUGAACUUCAUUUCUAGGAAUUUGCCAGCCUGUACUGUAUCCAUCCUUGGGAAACAAGUGCGAAAGAUGCCACUAAUGUUCAAGAACUUUUUAAGUCAAUGGCCAAAGAGUUAAUUGAACGUGUUGCUCAAUUACAAAGUUUAGACUCGGCUCCAGAUAGCCUCUUCUUGCAUAACGUACCAGAUAAUCCACGCUCAGAUUUGUAUAGUUAUUGCUGUAGCUAUACGUGAAUAUUUUGUAGUUUUUGUAUCAGUGGAUUUCAGCAAGUACUAUAUGAGCUGGCCAGAGAUAUCAAUGAUAGUCUAAGUCAUUGGUCAACUUCACAGAUGUUGACUAUUCAGUAUUAUAGGAAUAAACUUAAAGGCUGGUUUAGACAGCAAACUUUUACAGUAAUGCACUGAAUCUAGUACAACGAUUAAGACUGACAGAAGAGUGGUAUCUAAAUUAAUUAAUUUACUUGGCAAGUUUUGAUUUAGGUUUGAAUUGACACAGCACAAAAUACAGCGAAUGACAUGCAUAAAUGCCAUAUAUUCUGCUACAAUUUGGUUCGACCUGGGAAUUACCUAAUUAAUGCAGAAUUUUUUUAACAUACAUUUUCAUAUGAUUUAUAUGAUAUAUUAGCAAUUUAGCACUGAAAUUUCUGAUAUUAUAUAUGGUACAAUUAAUUCAAUGUCAGUGAUGUCUAAAUCAGUUGUUGAACUAAUUAAUGUGCCAUAUUUAAUUUGAUUAAGUUCUGUGUGUCAUUUAAGUUUGCUAUCUAAACUGGACCUAAGCAAUAAUAGCUAAAUCUCUCAAUUCUUAUAAAUUAUACUAGCUUGCUUUCAAAUAUAAGACUCCUAUGUAUAUUAUUACUACAUGUAUCUAACUCUGCAGAGAAGUGCCUAGUGAAAUGCACCUAUUGCACUGUACAUGUAUAAGUAAUAGAUGAACUAGAGAGGCAUUGCAGGGCCUGUGAUGCACGUCUACUUGUAUUUUGACAAAAAUUCUUAAAUUGUACAGAAACAAUUAGGAAUGGUGCCCAUAAGAUAGCUCUGCCCUGGUGGUAUAUAUUGCACUUGUGGCAUAAAAAUUUAUUCAUAUUUUUCAAUUAAUUUUUGUACAUACAAUAAUUGUGUUUGGCAUACGGUAUUUAAUUUAAUUAAAUAAUAUGCUGCCUAACAAACUUUUUCUCUCAUUUGGUGUUGAAUUAGUAAUUUUUAUGGUAAUUGUAUUGUUGUUGUAAUUGUUGCUGUUGUAUUGGUGUAAUUGUUGAUCGUUCUAUUAAAAAGUAGUAUGGAUAAGCCUUAGCUAUCAGUUCUAAACUGUUCUUUCUAGAGAUCUUCUAUUGAUCCAAUUUACUACAGGAGGAAGCCGGAAUUGGAAGUACUCACUCGGAGGCCGCGGAAGCACCUCGAAAAUGGGGGGGGGGGUACUGACCAGAAAGGGCACUUAAUUAAGUCAGCAAGCAUUCUAGC
This is a messenger RNA of Paramuricea clavata, 2961 nucleotides long. NCBI's taxonomy places the organism in Eukaryota, Metazoa, Cnidaria, Anthozoa, Malacalcyonacea, Plexauridae. The record is from the annotation of a GenBank genome assembly.